UUAAUAAGUUUGCAGCUCGGUUUACACGCUUAUUAACCUUGCAAGAAGUUUCUCUUGGUCAAUUUCAGGCCAAUGACAAAUCAGGUAAUUUAGUUUACUGACCAUCUAAUCUAUCCUUUCUUCGUAACUGCUUUGAAUGUUGUGAUAUAUGAUGUAACACAAUUUACAGAUGCUGAAGAUGUUAAGUUCUGUCGUUAUAAAUUAAUACUAGAAAUACGUUAUUGCAAAAAUCUCGCGAAGCUAAAAAGGGUCAGCAGUAGGAAAAGAUGGAAACAAACCAAAGGGUAAAAAUGCGAUGAAAGAAAAAAAAAGCGAAAAAAACCCCUGCUAAUUCCACUGUCGGGAUUUGAACCUUCACCCCGGCCCAACUUCUUCCAGCGGAAAAAGUGAGGCCUCAGACCACUUGGCCAUGCGGCUGCUAUGAAAUUACUAUCCUCUGCCAUUCACACUGUUUGAAUCUUGUGGCACCGUAUUUAUCAUGAAUUCAAAGAUACAAUUGAGGAAAAAUAGCUUAACAAAUAUUUCAAAGUCAUUUUGCAUAAUAUUUCCAUGUUUAUUCACUCUGGGGCUUUAUAACAGCCACUCAAUAUACAGGAAAAAAUAACGGAUUCCCAUUUUUGGAUAUUUUUGGGUAUUUAAAGAAUACCCAUAAAAAUCCCAAAUUUGGCAAAGUGAGACAAGUCCCAACCAGGGAAUUCCCAACCAAGUUCCCAGAUUGGGACUCUUCUCACUCUUCCAAAUUUGGGAUUUUUGAGGGUAUUCUUUAAAUACCCAAAAAUAUCCAAAAAUGGGAAUCCGUUAUUUUUUCUUGUGAAUGAAUGCACUCGUCAUCACUGCUCUCGCUGAAGUUCAGGUUGCCAUUCUUUUGGUAUCUUCCACAGCAAGGAUUUCCAGCCACUUGUCGAAUCAGGCACUGUGUUUGCAACCCGCUGUUGUUUGCCUCAGAAAUACUUUGCGAUUCGCCAACUUACAUCUGUACAGUACGUAAACGGCUAGGGGAUGAAUAAAAUUAGCCCUAGUUGGUGGCUAACCAGUUGUGUUGCUUGGAAACCCAAAAUGCACGAUGACAUCAUGCUGAAUGGCGUCUUUUAUAGUUUGUUUAUGGUUUGUUGCUAGGCAACUGCGGAUACCAAAUUGAUAGAAAGAAAGAUUUAUGACCAAAAUGAAAUCACACUUUGCUUGUGAUCCUCACACACAACAAAAUUAUAAACUCGCUUUGCUCACGGCGUAACGGCCGCUCACUCUGAGAGAAUAAUAGUCUGCUAUCACAGCCAGUUUUACACUGCUUCCCACAAACUUUUGGAGAGGAGGUAUUAUUAAGAAUUUUUUUACAGGAAUUCCUAAAAAAUAAUUUUUUGAAUUAAGGCCCAGUUCAGAUGCCGAACUUUUCAUGAGCUGAACCUAAUACAUUGAAUUAAGUACAUGAAAAGUUCAGCGUCUGAAUCAAUAAUAAUUAUUGAUUCAGAUGCCGAACACCUGGUUAAAACAGCUCAGCGUUCUUUUUGCCUAGAUAUAGCCCAGCCGGAAAUUUUGCCUUUAGAGCGGCUUUGGAACGGCUUUGAUUCAGAUGCUGAACUUUUCAUGUACCAAACCUAAUGCAUAAAUUAUUGUAACAAUUAUUUUGUAAGCAAAUUGAAUGAAAUGAGCAUUUUUCACCUUUUGAACUUGGUUCAGCUGCAAUUAAGAUCGGCGUCUGAAUCAAUUCAGCUGGUCCAAAUAAUCUGGGUUGGCCUUAAUUCAAAUUAGGUUCGGCUCAUGAAAAGUUUGGCAUCUAAACCGGGCCUAAUGCAUAAUAAUUGAACUCAUUAUUUAAUCAUACUGCUUUUCAGGUUUUUGGGUUCAACUCAGAAAUAUUAUGAGGUUUUAUGUGGCUGCUUUUUUAGCCAGUCAAUGACACAUAGGUUUGUGCGGCAAACAGGGUCAUGUCAUCACGUUCCAAAGACUAUGACAUCUCUUACAAAGUGCUGCUCAUUGGAGAAUCUGGUGUUGGCAAAACCUCCCUGAUCAAAAGUUAUUCUAAACCAAAUGAAACUUUUACUCCAUCCCUUUUGUCUACUGUUGGUAAGUGCAAGGUUUCUUCUGACUCCUUAUAAAACCAGGAACCGUAAAGUACGUGUAUUUGCAUCCUGUACCUGUGACAAAAAUGUGCUGCAUUAAAUGAUACCUUCUCAGCAACAGGUUUUGAAAGGUGAAGAUUAUAAACAAUUAUUGGAUAAUGUUUUUGUGAUAUCCAGAAUAAUCAAGGUUGGGGUAAGUGUUAUCAGCCCAGCCAAAGGCCAAGGCAGAAACCAUUUACCAAGAUUUUGAUUAUUAAGGAUAUCACAGAAACCGAUUUCUUUGAAAUGAGAAAAUAACAACAAACACAUUGUCACAAGGAACUGAAUUGACAAUGGUUUUGAAAAUCGUGCAUUAUUAUAUUUUGCACAUGCAUGCAAACUACAGAUUAGUCAGUCAUCUGCUAGCAGAUAAGGAUCAUAACAAACUUAUCUUAGGUUGUGCUAUCUCCAAAAUCAACUGUAGACUCUUAGCCAAUGAGAAAACAGAUAGUAAGUGCAAUUUAUAAUAUUGAUAUGAAUAACAUACAUGUACCGGUAGAUUUUCCUGCCCAAGUUUCCAGUGAAAAGAGUCAGUGACCCAGCUGGGAUUGGCCCCCUUUCUGUUAUAAGCAGGUACAGUGUUGCCAAGCUGUGCAUUUUCUUGUUAUCCUUCUUCAAGUGUGAAAAUUUCCCCAACAUUAACAUGUCCAGACACUAUAGAGCCAUAUACAGAGUGUAUACUCUCCUAAUGCAUCUAAUCUCCUAAGAGGUCAAAAUCUCUCCAUCUUCUGUUUAGGACUGUUCUUCUAACUUUUUAUGUUAGUGUGGCUAGAGAAAAGAAAGGGGGCUAUUUUGCUUGUUUUGCACAGGUUUUAUGAUACCCUAUUGAUGAAAACUUUCCAUAAGCAGACACCUUCUAUAAGAGACAUCUUACUGCGGCCUAUCAAUUUUACCAAGAACACUGCAUUUUUAAUCUUUCAUGAGCAGAAAACUCUUGUAAGCAGUCACAGAUGCCAUUUUCAAGUUCAUUUGAGCAUACAAUAAAACAAAUCCAGACAAAAAUCCAGUGCAACUCUUGAAGGAUGUACUUUAAAUGGUUGUGCCAGUGUAGUUCUGUCAUUAUAGACAGUGUACCUCAAAAGUUAACAGUAAAUCAGACCUUUUAUCUUGUCUCCUCGUAGUGCUUGAUAUUUAAUAACAUUACUUAUCAUUAGGGGACUCCCUUCAUUUAAAAGUGUGCACCUGUGCCUGGUCCCAAGAAUAUCUGUUGUAGGCAAAAUAAAUGUUCUCAGGUUAAAUACCACGCAAUCUUGAUUCAGAACUUUCUUUGUUUCCUAGUCAUAAUCAUUCAUAGGAGACAAAAGAAACUAAGAUAAGUAUAUAAGAUAAGAAGAUAGGAUUAGCUUUAUUUAGUCAUGCUAGCCUAAACCAACAUAAGCUGGUUCCAUUAACCCAAAACAUAUCUGACUAUUGAUAGGAGGUUAGGUUCAAAUAAGAAAAAAAUUGAACCAUUCAAUGGAAGGCCAAAGAGCUUUUACUUACAUAGUUGUAAACAGUUACUUUUUGUUAAGGAAAACUUGAAUAAACUGUCACACUCUUAGCUAAAAACUAAAACUAAAACUAAACAAAAAGUAUUUUCAGGGAUUGAUUUUGCCAAUGUCAUAACCAUUGUGGAUGGAGUGCGGGUCCGAUUACAGAUAUGGUAGGUACAUCUCUGUUGUGUUAGGUUAUUGCAAAUACUCAUUUUGCAUAAUAUUUCCAUGUUUAUUCACUCUGGGGCUUUAUAACAGCCACUCAAUGAAUGCACUCAUCAUCACUGCUCUCGCUGAAGUUCAGGUUGCCAUUCUUUUGGUAUCUUCCACAGCAAGAAUUUCCAGCCACUUGUCGAAUCAGGCACUGUGUUUGCAGCCCGCUGUUGUUUGCCUCAGAAAUACUUUGCGAUUCGCCAACUUACAGCUGUACCGUACGUAAACAGCUAGAGGAUGAAUAAAAUUAGCCCUAGUUGGUGGCUUACCAGUUGUGUUGCUUGGAAACCUAAAAUGCACGAUGACGUCAUGCUGAAUGGCAUCUUUUAUAGUUUGUUUAUGGUUUGUUGCUAGGCAACUGCGGAUACCAAACUGAUAGAAAGAAAGAUUUAUGACCAAAAUGAAAUCACACUCUGCUUGUGAUCCUCACUCACAACAAAAUUAUAAACUCGCUUUGAUCACGGCCUGAUGGCGGCUCGCUCUGACAAAAUAAUAGUCUGCUAUCACAGCCAGUUUUACACUGCUCCCCACAAACUUUUGGAGAGGAGGUAUUGUUAAGAAUUUUUUUACAGGAAUUUUUCAUGAGCUGAACCUAAUACAUUGAAUUAAGUACAUGAAAAGUUCAGUGUCUGAAUCAAUAAUUGAUUCAGAUGCCCAACGCCUGGUUCAAACAGCUCAGCGUUCUUUUUGCCUAGCCACGCUGGGAAUUUAGCCUUUAGAGCGGCUUUAGAAUGGCUUUGAUUCAGAUGCUGAACUUUUCAUGUACCAAACCUAAUGCAUAAAUUAUUGUAACAAUUAUUUUGUAAGCAAAUUGAAUGAAAUGAGCAUUUUUCACCUUUUGAACUUGGUUCAGUUGCAAUUAAGAUCGGCGUCUGAAUCAAUUCAGCUGGUCCAAAUAAUCUGGGUUGGCCUUAAUUCGAAUUAGGUUCGGCUCAUGAAAAGUUCGCCAUCUAAACCGGGCCCAAGGCAUAAUAAUAACUAUUGAACUCAUUAUUUCAUCAUACUGCUUUUCAGGUUUUUGGGUUCAACUCAGAAAUAUUAUGAGGUUUUAUGUGGCUGCUGUUUUAGCCAGUCAAUGACACAUAGAUUUGUGCGGCAAACAGAGUCAUGUCAUCACGUUCCAAAGACUAUGACAUCUCUUACAAAGUCCUGCUCAUUGGAGAAUCUGGUGUUGGCAAGACCUCCCUGAUCAAAAGUUAUUCUAAACCAAAUGAAGCUUUUACUCCAUCCCUUUUGUCUACUGUUGGUAAGUGAAAGGUUUCUUGUGACUUCUUAUAAAACCAGGAACCGUAAAAUACAUGUAUUUGCAUCCUGUACCUGUGACAAAAAUGUGCUGCAUUAAAUGAUACCUUCUCAGCAACAGGUUUUGAAAGGUGAAGAUUAUUAAACAAUUAUUGGAUGAGGUUUUUGUGAUAUCCGGAAUAAUCAAGGUCGAGGUAAGUGUUAUCAGCCGAAGCGGAAGGCUGAGGCUGAUAACACUAACUGAGACUUUUAUCUUCAAGUAAUUUCUCAAUUUCUUGCUGAAGCAAAUCAAGAAGCCAUUCUUACUUUGCUGUCCACGAACUUGAUAUUGCUGUCGGUGCACUUGAUAUUGCUCUUGGAAAACAUGCAUUGCGCACGCAACCUACAGAUUAUUCACUAGUCUGUAGGUACAGAUUAGUGAAUAAUCUGUAGGUUGUGCUGUUUCCCAGAAUUAACUGUAGGCUUUUAGCCAAUGAGAAGACAGAUGGUGACUACAAUGUAUAAUAAUAAACAAUUAUUGGAUAACGUUUUUGUGAUAUCCAGAAUAAUCAAGGUUGGGGUAAGUGUUAUCAGCCCAGCCAAAGGCCAAGGCAGAAACCAUUUACCAAGAUUUUGAUUAUUAAGGAUAUCACAGAAACCGAUUCCUUUGUUUAAGAAAAUAACAACAAACACAUUGUAACAAGGAACUGAAUUGACAAUGGUUUUGGAAAUCGUGCAUUUUUAUAUUUUGCACGUGCAUGCAAACUACAGAUUAGUCAGUCAUCUGCUAGCAGAUAAGGAUCAUAACAAACUUAUCUUAGGUUGUGCUAUCUCCGAAAUCAACUGUAGACUCUUAGCCAAUGAGAAAACAGAUAGUAAGUGCAAUGUAUAAUAUUGAUAUGAAUAACAUACAUGUACUGGUAGAUUUUCCUGCCCAAGUUUCCAGUGAAAAGAGUCAGUGACCCAGCUGGGAUUGGCCCCUUUCUGUAUAAGCAGGUACAGUGUUGCCAAGCUGUGCAUUUUCUUGUUAUCCUUCCUCAAGUGUGAAAAUUUCCCCAACAUUAACAUGUCCAGACACUAUAGAGCCAUAUACAGUGUGUAUUCUCUCCUUAUGCAUCUAAUCUCCUAAGAGGUCAAAAUCUCUCCAUCUUCUGUUAAGGACUGUUCAUUUAACUUUUUAUGUUAGUGUGGCUAGAGAAAAGAAAGGGGGCUAUUUUGACUUGUUUUGCACAGCUUUUAUGAUACCCUAUUGAUGAAAACUUUCCAUAAGCAGACACCUUCUAUAAGAGACAUCUCACUGCGGCCUAUCAAUUUUACCAAAAACACUGCAUUUUUAAUCUUUCAUGAGCAGAAAACUCUUGUAAGCAGUCACAGAUGCCAUUUUCAAGUUCAUUUGAGCAUACAAUAAAACAAAUCCAGACAAAAAUCCAGUGCAACUCUUGAAGAAUGUACUUUAAAUGGUUGUGCCAGUGUAGUUCUGUCAUUAUAGACAGUGUACCUCAAAAGUUAACAGUAAAUCAAACCUUUUAUCUUGGCUCCUUGUAGCGCUUGAUAUUUAAUAAUAUUACUUAUCAUUAGGGGACUCCCUUCAUUUAAAAGUGUGCACCUGUGCCUGGUCCCAAGAAUAUUGUUGUAGGCAAAAUAUAUGUUCUCAGGUUAAACUAAUACCAUGCAAUCUUGAUUCAGAACUUUCUUUGUUUCCUAGUCAUAAUCAAGAAAGAAACGUACAUAUAAGAUAAGAAGAUAGGAUUAACUUUAUUUAGUCAUGAUAGCCUAAACCAACAUAAGCUGGUUCCAUUAACCCAAAACAUAUCUGACUAUUGAUAGGAGGUUAGGCUCAAAUAAGAAAAAAAUUGAACCAUACAAUGGAAGGCCAAAGAACUUUUACUUACAUAGUUUUAAACAGUUACUUUUUGUUAAGGAAAACUUGAAUAAACUGUCACACUCUUAGCUAAAAACUAAAACUAAACAAAAAGUAUUUUCAGGGAUUGAUUUUGCCAAUGUCAUAACCACUGUGGAUGGAGUGCGGGUCCGAUUACAGAUAUGGUAGGUACAUCUCUGCUGUGUUAGGUUAUUGCAAAUACUGAGAAAUUUAUUACCCUUUGGCUAUUGCUGAGGUUUCGAGGAUGGUUAACUCCGUCCUUCUAUGUCAGUAGUAGAAGACGGCCACGUUAUUAUAAAGAUGUGUUGUAGGUAAAAAAAAAAAAAUGGUACAUUUGGAAAAAUUUAGGCUAGUUUAUUUUCCAGAUUCCUUGACAUAAUAAUUAUGCAAAAUAAAGCAUCACAAAAUUUAAUGUCAAAUGGAUUGAAAAUUUUAAACACCUUCCCCAACCCUUCAUAACAAUUUUAACUAGGAAUUUCCGCUCCACAACCACUUUGAACUUCUUGGAGAUCACAGAGAGGUUUUGUAAGCCGGACUUGAUUGUUUAUGUAGUACACAAAAAAUUUUGAAGUUAGAAGAUUCUGAAGAUUAGGAAAUCAAAGAAACUAUUCUGACUAUUUCUUAAUUUCUCUUGAGGUAGCUUGCAUAUGUUUUCUUACAAUGAAACCAGAGCAUAUUGUUAACAACUGAUUGUUGUAACCAUAAUUUUAUGUGUUCUUUCCGAGCAAACUUUGAUAAUUUUAUUAGUUCUGUUUUUCUCCACAAUUCAGGGAUACAGCAGGGCAAGAAAGAUUUAGAACAUUAACUUCAUUGCAUUUUAGGGGGACAAAGGUAAGAAUUUUCACAUGAAAAACUCAGUAUUAUGAACAUGUUUAACCCACUCUUACCAAACUCACUAUUAUGAACAUGUUUAACCCACGUGUUUGGAACCAAAUUCCAUCUUGUCAUGGUUAAUUCUGCCAUGUUAAAAAAGCAACCAGUAUUUUCUCUGUACUUUUUCAUCGUACAAAUAUGACAUUGUGGGAGGGUGAAACACCUCACAACUGAGGUAACCUCUUGUAAAUGCAACACAACCUUGAAGUAGAUCAAUGAUGUGAAUGUCCUCAUGUUCUUUUCUACAUGUACCACAGGAUACAGCUCGCACUAAUUCAGAAUUUAUGCAGCUCUGUGAAUGUUCCUUGUGACUGGUUGUUCUACAAUACCAUACCAUAAUAAUGAUAAGACUGAUCAAAUAAUCCAAUAAGCACUCAUAAAGCUCUGCUGAAUUCAGGACACUGGUGAAUUUCUUGGGUAGGUGGCAAGGAGAUUACUUUAGACUUGUGUACCUCAGGUUUCCUGUGAGCCUCUGCUAUUUUGUUCUGCUCAAAAGAACAAGGUGCCCAGUCAGUCAAAUGCCAGAAUCACCCAGAUUUCAACAUCACUAUGAGAUGGCCAGCCCUCCUAAUGUGGGCUCUUUGAACAGAGCAUGAAUGCUUAGCAAGCCAGCUAUAAAGAGGACCCCAGAGUCAGGGACUUUGUCAUGCUUGGUGAACUUCAACAGUUCUCUGAGGCAGCUCAGGUGUAAGCAGUUAAGUUUUUGGCAUGAUGUUUAUAGACUGUCCAUGUCUCACAGGUACACAGUAGUGAGGACAGUACGACUGCCCUGUACACAUUUAGUGUCAUUGUCAAUUGGAUGCCUCUCUUUUCCCAAACACUUUCACAAAGUCAUUUGAAAGCAGAUCUUACCUUGGCACUGCAUGAAUUGGCGUCUUUGUUGAUGAUGGCAGGUCGAGAAAGUAUGCUGUGUAGGUACAUGAACUUGUCAAUAACCUUGAGGGUUUCCUCUUUGACAGUGAUGGCUGGUACUACAAACAUCUUCUACAGAACUGGCUGGUAUAGAACGCCAGUUUUCUUGGUAUUAAUUGAAAACCCAAAGUUGUUGCAAGUGGUAGAAAAUCAGUCGAUGCUCAGCUACAUCACGGUCUUAGUGGCAGCAUUAAGGGCACACAUGUGAUUAGACAGGUGGCUAUCUUCCAAACACUGAAUAAAGCGGUUGAGGAGGACUCUUGCAAGGAUCUUGCCAGUGAUGACUAGCAGUAAAAUCCCUUGGUGAUUGUCACAUAAUUACCUGUUCCCUUUUCUCUUGUAGAGAUAAACAAUGGAGGCAUCUUUGGGUUUCUGAGAAAUGACCUCCUACUGCCAAGUGGAUUGCAAAAGCUUGGUGAACUUAGAAAUAGGACUGGCCCUCCUUCCUUGAAGACUUCAGCAGAGAUGAAAUCUGGUCCACAUUCCUUUCCAUUGGAAAGGGAAUUGACCGCUUUCGGAAUGUCUGAUUCUAUGGUUGGCUCUGACAAGGAAUUGUUGAUCUCCUCUUGAGGUAACGUACAAUAGCUUGAACAUUGAUGGAAGAGGGCCUAUUUAGGACACUGUUGUAAUGUUCCACUCGUGUGACCAGGAUGGUAUUCUUCUCAGUGAGUAAGGAUGUCCUGUGAGCUCCAAAUAAUAGUGAUGUGCCAGAGGACUGAGGUCCAUAGAUGGUCUUCAGGGCAUCAUAGGAGCGUUAAAUGUUGUUGCUGUCCGUGUAGACAGUAGUGUUGAAUCUCAUUUUUUUGCUAAGCAGGUGUCCUGCUUCUCUCUGAGCUUUGUCUGUACUUGGUGGAAUAGUGGGCUGCCCUCUUGGAGGUAGAGCUGCUGUCUUGAUGAUGCCCUCUAAGUGCCACGCUUCUCAUCUAGCAGUUUUUAGAUUUCCUCAUCGUUCUCCUCAAACCAGUCUUGAUGUUUGCCUGUAUUCCUAUCAAGAUAAGUGAAUGUGGUGUGGUAAACUGUACCUCUGAGCCUUACCCUGUCUUUCUCUACUCCAUUUGCUCCUAAAUCGAGCUGGCUUAGCUUGUUGUCCUUGUCUUUGUCAUUCUAACUUGGUGGCUUUUUUGCAGCCUGUUCGUCGUUUUCCCAUGUGAGUGCUACCUGAGCAGGAUGUGCAUGUUGAGUUUUGAGAUUAGUCAUCAUGAGUUUAGCAGUCUGCGUCGCAAGUUGCUUUUCUCACUGUAACGUCCUGCCUAUCUCUUCUCCUGUCGAUAACAUAAACUGUGUUGGUAAUCAAAAGGUUUAAAAAAAAGAAAACAGGUCUUCAAAAGUAAUAGCCUAUUACCUUCGCAUUUUCCUCCUAAUGACUCCCUCACAGGUCUUGUAGUAAGUGCACACUCUAGCAUUUAAUUUAAAGUCUCCAGGAACAACGACUUUUUGUCCUCUUUUGGUAUGCCUUCAAUGAUGUUUUCCAAAUGCUCGUAGAAUUUAUCAUUGGUCUCCUGGAUUCAUCAUUGUUGGUGCAUAUGCACUGAUAAUGGUAGCGUGGAGUCAUGAGGUAAUCAUUGAAUCUUUUGGAAAGGUUGGUACGCUUACCGAUCGCAUCAUUUCUGAGAGCAAAACCCUCUCCCACUUCACGACGUUCUUCACUGUUGCGACCGCUCCAAAAAAGGUGUAGCCAGACGAAUUUUUAUUUGAUAACGUGUUCUCACUCAGUGCGGCGAUAUGAAUGUUGCACCUGCCGAGUUCUCUUGCAGUAAGUGCUGUCUGUCUCUCAGGUCAGUUUCGAUGCUGUCUAUGAGCAUACACACAUUCCAUGUGCCAAUGGUUAGUAAUGUCAAAUUUUUUUAAACUUGUAAUUUUGACUGCAUAGAUGGCAUCCCCUCCUACCUUGUUAAGCAAGCCAGGGUGGAGUGACAAGCCUAUGUUUGGGGUGUCUUUUCUUGCCCUUUCCUCAGGCCAUGGAGGUGAGCAGAGGGCUGAAGUGGACUGUUCAGACACCCAGGGGAUGCCGAACUGCAGUGCUACUUUAGUCUUGUAGAGAGCAACCUAGUACUGCAUGUGUGAAGGUUCUGUGACAAAAGCUUUCAGUUAAUUCACACCUGCCUCUUCGCCACUCCCCCAUCGCCACAGGACUUAAAUGGUUUGGGGGGAGGGUUAUGUCUUGAUUUGCCUGUGAAUAAGAUUCAAGUGGGGUAGAGUUUCACGAUGUUGUCAGCCUCAGUCUCUGGCUGUGAUCAUGAGUUAUCUGGGCCCAACAGCAGGACAUAAUCGAGACCACUGGAUAUAAAGAAGUAUGCAGUGGAUGCCCACCAGGUCUGAGUCUGUUCAGCUGUGCCCUUUGCAAUCCACAGCACCAGGAUGUUGACUGUUGGCUAACAACGAGCUCAUUCGCCGGUUUUGCAUUUCGUCCUCACGAGCAUAGAGCUGAUGAGGGAGCCGGGUUAGGUACUGACCACUCAUCCAUGCCAUACGAUACGAUACGAUACGAUACGAUACAUUCACAUUUCAAACGUACAAAGCAAAUAUUUUGAAACAUAUAAAUUUGUUACAGGGUUCAGAAAUAAGUUAAAUAUAUGUACAUAGUAAAAACUCAAGUUACAAAUAAUAAAUACAAGUUACAGUUCUAAUAAGGAAAUGCCUAGUGUAAAUGCCAGUAUGAUUUUCGAGUUAGACACUAGUCACUUAAUGAUACCUGUAAACGUAAAUGUUGGUACACAAACAAGAAGAUGAAGCCAGGAGUAAGUACGUAUAGAAAACGGAAAGAAAAAUAUAAAUAGGCAACCCGCCCAAUUUAUGUGAAAAUAAUACAUUGUCGAUGAGUUGCCAUCGGUCAGUCCAAAAAUUGUUGUAAAAGAAGAUAUUAACUAUUGAUAUUCUGUUAGUUAGCAUCUCAAAGGAUAUGAUCGGUUUAACCAAUCAUUGUUUCAUUACAGGGCAUAUUGCUAGUGUAUGACAUCACAAAUAUUGGCUCUUUUGAUCAACUUCAGUACUGGGUGAAUGCAAUGAAUAAGGUAUAUGUUGAUUAAGUACCCCUUACCUCCUCAAGCACGAAAAAAUAAUAAUUUAGUUGGCGCACACUCUUCACAGCCAAAUCAUUCCAUCAGGGCAGAAUCUUGGAAGGUCUAAUGAUUCAACAACUGAGGCCUAUUGUAUCUUGAAUAGGCAAAUUAACUCCUACCUUGCGAAACUUUUCCCAUCGGCAUAAAUUACCCAUCAAGGAUAUAAAAGAUGUAAUUAGCGGAUGGUAUUUUCUUACCGUGAUGAUGAGAUGGUGUCGGAAAUUUUUGGAUUUUAUCUGUUUAAAUAUAUAUUUUUAGCCUUGUAAAUAGCUCACUUACAGCAAGGAGCCCAAAAGUGUGACCUCUUUAAUUAACUCACAUUCUUUCAUGCAGACAUUAACCAAUCAGAAGUCGAGGACAGUUUUCAGCUGGCUUCUGAUUGGAUUAAAUCUGUACAAAAGAAUGUGAAUAAAUCAAAAGCGGUCACACUUUUGGGCUCCUUGCAGUAAUGAUAAUAGUAGUUAUAAUAAUUAUAGUUAUAAUAAUAAUAGUGAUAGCGAUAAGUAUGUGUAAUCAAAUGGUGCCUAAAGGCUCGGGAAAUUAUUAGGGUUUGGACAAAACGCGCAUGAGAUUAUUCGCUAAUUUCACGCGUAUACCAUUUGAUUACCUGUUAACAUCAUGGGUGACGAAUUACGUUAGCAAUCGCGAAUUUUUGAUGUGUUUAUCCUGGAUCGUAUCGAUCGAGAACUCCACUCUCUCAAAUGCUUAGACUUUAAUGUCUUAAGUUCAGAAUUUUCAGAAUUUUUCGACAAAAUACCUAUUAGAAUCCUUCUUGAUGUGCUGUUUCGUGUGUUCAGGUUUUCUGAAGUGUCUUCUUGUGCCCUGACAUAUUCUGUCACGGCAUUUUAAAACUUCGUCGCCAUCUUGACACUGAGACGUACGGAAAAACUAACGCUGAAAUUUUGCGCCAAAAUUAAGGAGUAAUUCGUCACCUAUGAUAUUAUGUUGAAAAUCGUGAGUAGAAAGGAGACAAGUAUUAGGAUCAAUCAAGAACGGUUACCGCAAUACUAUUUAUUUGUCGUUUAAUGUUACAGCAUGAUCUCAUGUAUGAAGAAGUUGUUAUAGUUGGCAACAAGUCUGAUUUUGAGAAACGUAGAUGGCAGGUAGACACUCAAGCUGGGCAGGAGGUAAGCGCAGCAAAAUUCACUUUUACAGGACGUGGUUCAAAAAGUCGAUAAUUCUUUUACUGUAACUCUCAGUCGGUAUGCGCGCUUUAGUCUAUUCGGGCGGCUGAAAAUUUCGCUGUACGGAACGCUCACUUCAGAAGUUUUCUGUCAAAAUUCGUUACAGGAAAACAGUUUUUGCAGUUUUGGACUACGUGUUUGUUACGAGUUAAAUGUUUUUUUGCCGACUAAAAGCCACCCUGUCAGAAGCCAAUAAAAGUUACCCGUGAAUAGGAUUUGGCCCGAGUAAACCGUCAAUAGCCAUUCCGCUUGAAUUGAAAGCUUGCCCUCUCUACUUAAACUCAAAGAUGUAAUAACUAUCUUGAGAACCUUGUUUUCUCGGUGUGAAAUGUAAGUGGCGGCACCUCUUUAUGUCCAGUCAAUUCCGGGAGUAACGUGGUGAAUCCAAAUAUUAUGCGUAUAUACUUGCAGAUUGCUUAGAGAGGUACUAGACUAUUGCUUAGUCAGAUUGCAGAUUAGUAUAUGUGCCAAAUACGGAAACCGGUCGUUUCGGUAUGAAUUUAAGCAAUGAGACUGCACAACAAUUUCGAACACAUGAAGCAGUAUCCCUCUGCCUAUCAAUGGCAGUUAUAUAAUAGCCGUUGAAACUGAAACCUCAUGAUCAUGAAAUGGCCCCAAAUCGACCCGAAACCAGCAGAAAACGAAAAAAGACAAACAAGUGACUUAAGGUAAGCGAUAUUUAUUGAAAAACUAAACAAUAAUCGUAACGUUAUUUAUUUUACCAUGAGAAUCGCAUAUUUUUGGCAAAUCCUAUUAUUUUCGUUUUUGCGAAAUAGACUGAUAGAGCCUGGGCUACCUGUGCUGCAAUAUAUUGUUUUUUCUUCACACAGUUUGCGAGGCAGUUGGGUUUGAAGUUUUAUGAAACAAGUGCAAAAUCAAAAGAAAACGUUCAAGAGGUAAAUAUUAAUUAUUCGUUUGUUUGUUUUCAAGUUGUUCAGCUGACUCCAUAUUUAGCGGACCCCCCGUACGCAGAGAGCUUCGUACGUGUUUAAAAAAAUGGAGUUCUGUAAGAGCAUUUAUUAGCAGCUUUUCUUUUAAAAGAUUAUCUGUUUCUGUGGAAGCAAACGUGAUAUAUCGGUAUCUUAUAAAUGUGAAAAUAUAAAAUUAUGCACACUACAUGUGCCUACCACCUGACCAGCAGAAAUCGGAAACGAUCUUUGAGAAAGUCUACCCUUCCCUCUUACUAUUCAACUUUUCAAUGACUUUGGGAAACUACCCACCUAACCUACCCCUGCUUUAACUGAACACUUUACCGCAAGUAGGAAGUAGGUGCUGAUGUUGGGUUGGGGGAGAGGUAGGUGGGCAUCUCAGUUCCUCAUUUUCUAAAAUCAGUGCAAGUCUUUGGGAAACUACCCACCACAUCAGUGGGACGUUCAUUUACGGUAUAAAACGUGCAUGGCAUCAAUGUUUGACUCUGGCUCAUCCGCUCUUAAGUGACAAUUGCCAACGACUGCUGAAUUGGUUAUUUUCGGAACAUUUGGCAGAGAUUUUAAAUCUACUUGUACUUCAUUCACGUGUGAGUGGUAAACAUGAGACGUCUACGCUUAACUUUUACUUAUAGGUGUUUGAAGAGCUGGCGAAAAGCAUGAAGUAUGCAAAUCACCCUAACCUAGUAAGUUGAAAAUCCUUCACACUAUUUCCAGUUUCGUGUAUAUUAUGUUUCUUUGAGUAUUUAUUUAAAGAAAGAAACACCGAAAUAAAUGCCUCUCUAAACUGUCAAAAUAUCAAUAACUGACACCUUUGAAUACGCCCAGUACCGCUCAAAUAAAAUUAUUGCUUUUUGAAGCACGUGAAAUAAGAAAGAUGUUCUUUGAAGACUACAGCCGAUGAUUAUGAAAUUCGCUUCCACUUAUGAAUUAGUUUUUUUCUCCUUUCUAUUUUAUGAAAUAACGUACUACUUUGUCAUAAGUAGAAUUAUCGUGUAAUAGCCGCGGAAUAUGUUUCGACAAAAAAUAUGUGACAAAAACGCUUGUUAACACACCUUGAAGUCACGAAAACUUCCUUUGUUUGCCACAAAGACAGCGUAUACUAUAGAGCGACCUUGAAAUGAAAAUGCGGGAACAAAACAGAAACAACAAACGAACGGAAAUGGAGCGAUUUGAUUGGUUUAUCGAAGGGAUACAAACGGGCGUGGCUUUUGGUUGGUUUAGUGAAUACUCUGGUGAAAAAACGUAAUGCCUGAGAACUUUCUAGAAAUCAACCGAUACUUCGCCUUCACGUCAUACUGCAACACGACUGGUCAAUCGAACAAUGCCUUCUCAAUAUUAGGGUUUUCUUAGGCGGGAAAACGAAGAAUCCAUGUUUUGAUCUUUUCAUCCAUUGGCUGAUAAAACAAAUAACGAACACUUACCGAAACCAUUUUUCAAAUUCAUACGAAAAUCGUUCUACUACAUUAAAAGCGAUUACAAACCAAAGCCCCGUUUAUAUGGAGAAAAGCUGUCCUGGGUAGAAGGGUCACUCGCCUACCCGAGCCACCCUUGGCAAGUCAACUUUUCAUACAUUUCCUUACCGCUUUUUUGACGUGGUCAUCCGAGCCAUGUGGCUGAGGUCUAGCCGUUUUUAAAAAGGACAAAGAUAGUACUAGACCCUGGUUGGGAACGAACCCUCAACCUUCCGCUCUGCAGGGCACUGCUCUGCCGACGGAGCUUAUUCUAGCCUGCGAGGCAGGCUUCGAAAUAAGUAAGGGAGGAAAGGGAAAGCGAAAAAGGGACUAGCUCUUUUUUCUCCCCCUACCCCUCCCGCUACACAUUUUGCCCCCUGCCACUUAGGCUAAGGUAAUUCCGUCUUCAUUUCACUUGUCCUGCACGAAGUGAAUUUUGCUGAUUUAUCUUUGCCACGAAUGGUAUUUACAUACACUUUUUAAAAUUCCUAGGUGUUGGAUGGAGAUCAUGGGGAUUUUGAUUUUGUAGACGGCUUUACACUACGGUCAUAUGACUUCCCAGAGCGGGCAAAGAAUUCCCAUAACUGCUGCAAAGUCAAAUAGUUUCACCAUGGAGAUAAGAGGACGUUGUCUAAUUAGUAUUUCUAUGUCUAUGCUCGUGAAAAUAGGUUCUUGUUCAUUUCUUUUACUGU
Molecule: messenger RNA, 15984 nt
Organism: Porites evermanni
Lineage: Eukaryota; Metazoa; Cnidaria; Anthozoa; Scleractinia; Poritidae
Source: the annotation of a GenBank genome assembly